AUGGCUUACGGGCUGCCAAGGAAGAACACAGUGAAAAACGUCCUGCGGGGCAGUUUUACAGUGCAGCAACCAUGGGAUCUUGCACUGCUUACAGAGACCUUGUACACAAAACUAAGCAAAAUCAAAUUUCCUUUCUUGGAAGAAAUUACAUAUGGUGGUCCUGUGUACCUCAAAAAGUCUAAAAUCAAGAAGGACCUUCUGCUUCCUUCUGCAGAAGAUAUCAGAAUUGAAAGGGAUUUUGAAACGAAGCGCUUAAAUAACCUGAAAAGUCAGGAAAAUGCAGAAAAGGAAAUUCAGCUUGCCUUAAGGGAAAAGCAGUAUGGUUUGAGAAGACCUGUUCCACCUAAGUGA
Molecule: messenger RNA, 351 nt
Organism: Pipistrellus nathusii (Nathusius's pipistrelle)
Lineage: Eukaryota; Metazoa; Chordata; Mammalia; Chiroptera; Vespertilionidae
Source: the annotation of a GenBank genome assembly